Molecule: messenger RNA, 1270 nt
Organism: Athalia rosae (coleseed sawfly)
Lineage: Eukaryota; Metazoa; Arthropoda; Insecta; Hymenoptera; Athaliidae
Exons: 6
Coding region: 370-1248 (292 amino acids)
Source: RefSeq, a predicted model, not a curated record
GAAGUACCUGUAGCGGGAUUCUGUACACGCUUUCGUUAGCUAACGAUAUCGUUAACUAUCGACAGUUUUCGCUUGCCUACCGAUAGGUGCGAUUCUGAACACAACCCGUAACGAGACUUAUCGUUGCAAGUUUAUGUUAACGAUAUUCGUUAAAAUCUAAUCAAAACUGGCAACGUUGCGCAAUUUUGCCAACACGAUACUAGUUAUUUGAUUGGUAAAAACGGCUGAAAAUUAUGUUUCGAAAAUCCACAUGCCUAUCUACAUUAUCGCGGUUAUAUGUCGUAUGCAAAGGUAUAAUAUAUUGAAACAAGUGCCGGUUAGCAAAGAAAUUAUUGAAAGAUAAAGACGAAUUGUUUAAGUUGAGGAACAAUGAGCGCAUUAUCACGUGUAAAAAAAGUAAGGAGCGGUCGUGUGUCGGAGACACAAAUCAAGGCGAUGAUAGAUUUCAUGGAAGGUAACAAAAGCCUGGCCACUGGGAAAUUCCCUGGGAUGAACGGGAGAGAUACGUUGCGCCAGAAAUGGGACGAGCUGGGUAGCUACUUAAAUACGAUGAAGGGUGCCCAAAAAAAUAGCGCGCAGUGGCAAGUGACAUGGAGGGAUUUGAAAAGCAAAACCUCUAUGAAAAUACGAAAUAUUCGUAAUGCUAGAGCUAUGACGGGCAACAAAGAAGUAAACGAAGAAGAAAUAUCCUCACUCGACGAGCGAAUCAUCGGCUUGAUUGGAAGUUCCUACGUUGAGGGUAGCAGCGAAUGUCCAGAUAGCAUACCAGAAGAACAAGAAUUGAUUGAUCGUCUGGUUGCUGCAGAUGACACAGUGUUGGCCGAGCCACCAGUUGUUUACUCGGUAUUUUCGCAAAAUAGCGAAGAGACCAACGUUGUUUGUGAAGCAACAGCCGACGUGGCGUCAACUUCCAACCAAAUUCCUGGCCGUUCUGCUGAAAAGAGAGCUGCAGCCGUACCAGCUUCAACGCGUGCAAAGCGACUUUGUAAUCGAGAGAAGCUCAGCACGCAACUGCAAAACUCUAAACAAGAGUUUUUGGAAAUAUCCAAAACACAUGCAAAUGCGAUGACGACUAUGGCCGAAGCGAUGAAAGUUCUGGCUGAAUCGUCAUUAAUUGCUGCCAAAGCAGCUGAACAACAAGCAGCUGCUGCAGUGCAGCAAGCACAGACUGAAAAACUGAGGACAGAAGUCUUCCAAAAACUGACCAAUGUUUUAGAACAAUUUUUACCGCAAUAUUGCGAUAUGUAAUAUAGUACGUAUGGUUUUUUUU